Ostertagia ostertagi is the source of this 873-nucleotide messenger RNA. The record is from the annotation of a GenBank genome assembly. NCBI's taxonomy places the organism in Eukaryota, Metazoa, Nematoda, Chromadorea, Rhabditida, Trichostrongylidae.
AUGCUGGGUGAUGCGAUGUACGCGCGCCUUAAAUCGACUGGUGCGGUCAUCAAGGCAACCGACAUCAACUGCAUUGAAACCUGGCUUGAGUACGGUGACGUACGUGACUUUGCUGCAAUACGCAAAAGCAUUGUUGAUUUCAAACCGGAUCUGAUCAUCAAUCUGGCAGCGCUUACUGAUCUCGAAUUCUGCGAAAAGGAGCAGGAAAACUCCUGGUUGACCAACGGUCUGGGCGCAGAAAACCUGGGCCUGGUUGCCAAUGAGCUUGAUGUGCCCUAUGUAUACAUUUCGACGGCCGGCAUCUUCGGUGGCGAGCGCGAUUUGUACAACGACUUCCAUGCGCCGAACCCCCUGUCCGUGUACGCGCAAUCAAAGUACUACGGUGAGCAAUAUGUCCGCAACAGUGUGCGUAAGCAUUACGUGCUGCGCGCCGGCUGGAUGAUGGGGGGCGGCCCAGGCAAGGACAAAAAAUUCAUUAACAAGAUAUACAAGCAGAUUUGCGCCGGCGCCAAAGAACUGUUUGUUGUUGAUGACAAACUGGGUACGCCGACUUAUACGGUCGACUUUGCGAAUGGCUUGUGCGGCAUUGUUGAAAGCGAACAGUACGGCCUCUAUAACCAGGUCUGCAACGGGGCGGCGAGCCGUUACGUGGUUGCCGGGGAGUUCGUUCGCCUCAUGGGGCUUGCAGACAAAGUCAAGGUAACCGUCGUUCCUUCAGACUAUUUCAAGGAGCAGUAUUUCGCACCGCGACCAGCGAGUGAAAAGCUUGUCAACCUCAAACUUAAUCAGCGCGGCCUUAAUCUGAUGCGUGACUGGGAGGUCUGCCUUCAGGAAUACGUUGAAGUUUUCAAGGCUGAUUACGCUCGCCGGUAA